This is a messenger RNA of Didymella exigua CBS 183.55, 408 nucleotides long. RefSeq lists its product as uncharacterized. Gene Ontology annotation, cellular component: EMC complex. Gene Ontology annotation, biological process: protein folding in endoplasmic reticulum. The record is from RefSeq and is a predicted model, not a curated record. Lineage: Eukaryota; Fungi; Ascomycota; Dothideomycetes; Pleosporales; Didymellaceae. The coding region runs from base 1 to 408 and encodes 135 amino acids. The transcript is spliced from 2 exons.
AUGGCUGUCUUCAGCGCGGUGCUCAACACUGUUGGCGCAUUGUUCCUGACACAUGCUGUCUACUCCGCACACGAACACACCACCGCCUUCGCCAACACCCCGCUCCCCCUCGACAUCACCCUCGAGCUCCUCGUCGGCGUCCUCAUUCUCUCAACCGGCAUCGUAGCCUCGGCAGACAAAUUGAAGCCAAUUCAAUACGCCAACUGGGCAGGUCAGAUGUCUCGGGAGGGCAGGAAACCCGAGGGCAAAUAUACAAGAGAAGGAGAGGAGAUCUUGAGCGAGGGCGACCCGUAUGCUUUCUUGGGCCUCGAUGGUGGGAUUGGCGGCAAAGGAGAGGGACGAAGGGGGUUUUGGGAUGUUAAGGGGAAGAGGAAGGAGUACAACGAGUGGGUAAGGGGAAAGCAGUAG